Coregonus sp. 'balchen' is the source of this 37199-nucleotide messenger RNA. Lineage: Eukaryota; Metazoa; Chordata; Actinopteri; Salmoniformes; Salmonidae. The record is from the annotation of a GenBank genome assembly.
CAGAAGUUUGCAGGCCCCGGCUAAACUUCCAGCUCCCUUGUCUGCAGACGACUGCUCCUUUCCACCUAAAGGUCCCAUUUUCCAGAAUGCAGUGGCGUUUAGUUGUGGCGAUUUUAUGCGUUUGCCUCAUCCCGUAUUGUCUUUCGGACGUGCAGCUCAGUAGUAAUGUUAUUAUGGAACCGUAUGAUCUGCUGUUCGACACUGCGGUGGAAGCCUACUACAAGGGGGAGUGGAUGACGGUCAUACUGAACAUGGAGAGAGCGCUUCGGAACAAGGCUGCGAUCCGCAGGGUGAAGGCGCAUUGCCGGAUAACUUGUGCCAACCAGAGCGCUUUCGGGGAGCCUUUAUCCAGCAUGGUUGUGCCAAUACCAGGCGCUGGCUCCGUGGAAGAUCUUGGCUUUUUCCAGAAAAUUAUGAAAAGGGCUGAUUGUGUAAAUACGUGCGAAAGUGAGAAAAUUGGACCACCAACUAUCCAUAAAGUCACUGAAGAUGUGGACCUUGAGUUUAAGAAGAGAACCCCCUACAAUUACCUGCAAGUCGCAUACUUCAAGGUAUAAAAAAAGGUUGACCUUAUAGGCCCUAUAACGUUAUGCAUUAUACAUUUGUAUAUCUUGCAUAGGCUUGCAACAAAGUAUCUUCCACACAGACAGUAUCCCAUGUUGUGGAGUAAGAUGCGUCUGCAUCAUAUCUUAUUCCACAACAUGUUCAUGUUGUUUGUGUCUCUGUCGACCAGGUGCAUAUUUAUCACACUUGUAUGACAAAAUAAGGGUCAUGUAACUUUUUUGUCCAAUUUCAUUCAAACUUCCCUCAAGCAAUUCGUUAACUGUAAGCUACGUGCUGUGCUCUGCUUUCCCCAACCCCCAAGCCGGCCGUGCCACGUCUCUAGGUGGAGUCUAGCUGUGUAGACAGACCGCUUACGUUCUGGCGCUGGAUUCUUCUCGAUUUUUGGGGCUUGUCAUCAAAAAGCGCAGCUACUCAGCAGCUUCAGCAUGCUAUCUAUAUACGUGCCAUUCAAUAGUUUCCUUAGCUAUUGUUAGAAUAGGCCUAUACAUAAACAGAAUAGGCCUAAACCAAACUUUGUUUAAAAGUCUGUUUAUAAACGGGUUACUACAUUGUAGCUACUUAAAUAAAGUAAAUACAUGCAACCUAUAAGGCCUGCAGUUCCUGAGAUUCACAGGUCAUAAAGGGUUUAUACAUGUUGCCUAUUUACUAAUAUCAAUAGAUAUGAACAAAAUAUGUACUGAUUUACAAACAGAAACACAAAAAUAUGUAAAAGAGACACACAGUCCCUGGUGCUAGGCCACAUGUAUCACAGGAGGUUGGUGGUACCUUAAUUGGGGAGAACGGCUCGUGGUAAUGGCUGGAGCGGAAUCAGUGGAAUGGUAUGAAAUACAUCAAACACAUGGUUUCCAUGUGUUUGAUGCCAUUCCAUUUUCUCCGUUCCAGCCAUUAUUAUGAGCUGUCCUCCCCUCAGCAGCCUCCACUGAGAUUCGUGUAUACUAUAGUAAGCCUAUAGGAUAAUGACUAGUUGCCUGAAACAGCAUGCUGGUGAUUGCAGCUCACACAUUUGUUACAUCAUUCCAGGAGGUCCCGACUCCUAGUCAGAUGGCAAAAGACUUCUGAGACGUGGAGCAUUUAGGGAAGCCUUUGGAGUCAGAAUGUGCUACUUCUCUUUGUUUGCUUGUUGUGUGAGAGUUAUUCAUAUGAUGUUGUGUCAUUGUUAUGUUGGACUAAGUAUCUCUCUUACCUGUGUAGAUCAACAAGCUGGAUAAGGCUGUGGCGGCGGCAAACACGUUUUUCUUGGCCAACCCAGACCACAUGGAGAUGAAGCAGAACCUGGACUACUACAGGAUGAUGGCCGGAGUACAGCAGGAGGACUUCAAAGACCUGGAGGCCCGGCCGCACAUGGUGAGACUGACACCACUAAUCCCUAGUAAUGCACCCGUUAUUCCAGUAAGAAUGCACCCGUUAUAACAGUAACUAUGCACCAGUUAUCCUAGUGACAAUGUAUCAGUUAUCCCAGUAACAAAGGACCAGUUAUAUACAAUUUAGAACAGUUAGAAUCACACAUAGUCAGACUGAAACCAUUUGCCUACUUGGAAAGGGCAGGCGUAGGGCACCGGGGAAGUGACAAGGGACCUAAUUGGCACACGGUUGGGGUAGGGUCUAGGCUCUGCUGAAUCCCUGCUCUGCUCUCUACUCCAUCUCUCAGGCAGAGUUCCUUGCAGGGAAGCGGUAUUACAGCUCCGACUCGUUUGGUCUGGCCAUCGACCACUUUGAAGCGGCGGUGGAGGAGUACUUCAGCGCGGACCAGGAGUGCCGGGCGCUCUGCGAAGGAGCUUACAACUACGACGGGUACAACUACAUGGAGUACAGUGCCGACUUGUUCCAGUCCAUGACAGGUGAGAUAGAGUGUUAAGACAGACUAAAUCCCCAAACAACCCCAAGCUAACGUUUUGGAUAAAAGCUUAAACCCUGUACUCCUGUGUUUGCCCUGUCUUUGUCAGACCACUACAUGCAGAUUCUGAACUGUAAGCAGAGCUGUUCUGUGGAGCUAGCCUCCACUGCGGGAAAGGACAAGCCAUUUGAGGAUUUCCUCCCUUCCCACUUCAACUACCUACAGUUCUCCUACUACAACAGUGAGUCUAAGUCCCUAUUCACUGAAAGAAUCAGGAUGAUUUGCUGUCUGUCUGUCUCUGUAUCUGAAUGUGCCGGUCUCUCCUCUCCUCUCAUCUCUUCCUAUCCCUCUCUUUUUCCUUCUCUUCCUUUGCCCCUUCCUUCCCCACUCUCUCAGGUGAGAAGUAUGAGCAAGCCAUAGAGUGUGCUAAAACAUACCUGCUGUUCCACCCAGAGGAGGAGGUGAUGAAUCAGAACCUGGCUUACUACUCCGCUGUGCUGGGGGAGGACAAGGCUGCAGCCAUAUCCGCUAGACAGGUGCGCACACACACAUGCACGCACCACGCACACACACACACACACACACACACACACACACACACACACACACACACACACACACACACACACACACACACACACACACACACACACACACACACACACACACACACACACACACACACACACACACACACACACACACACACACACACACACACACACACACACACACACACACACACACACACACACACACACACACACACACACACACACACACACACACACACACACACACACACACACCCUACCUGUGGUCCUCUGUAGCUCAGCUGGUAGAGCACGGCGCUUGUAACGCCAAGUUAGUGGGUUCGAUCCCCGGGACCACCCAUACACAAAAAAUGUAUGCACGCAAGACUGUAAGUCGCUUUGGAUAAAAGCGUCUGCUAAAUGGCAUAUUAUUAUUUAUUAUAUUAUUAUUAUUACCUAACUACCUGUGCCCCAUGCCUCCAACCCACUUCUUCCAUCUCUCCUCCCAGGUGGUGAAACAGCACAUUCAGCAGUCCCUGUUGGAGAAGGAGCUGCUCUACUUUGCUUAUGAAGUGUUUGGAAUCACCUUUGUUGAUCCAGUAGGUUAACAUGUCUCUUAUCUUCUCUUGUGUCUCACUGUUUCUACAUGCAAGAUAGGUGAUCAGGUGGUUUUAGCAUGUGAUCUCACAUCCUUUCCUUCCCUUUGCAGGAUUCCUGGACCCCUGCAGACGUCAUGCCCCUCAAACUGAGAGAGAAGCAGAAGUAAGAGAAACACACUUACAGACCAGUAGAGGCUGGUGGAGGGAGACAUUGGAGGACUGUCUCAUUGUAAUGGCUGAAAUGGAAUGAAUGGAAAGUUAUCAAACAUACUGUUCCAUUCAAGCCAUUACAAUGAUCCGUCCUCUAAUUUAAAGUGACACCAGCAUUCACUGGUACAUAGUACAUACAUGUAUGCUCUCAAUUUCAGAAUAGGAUCUGCUCUCCAAUAUGAUUGAACCUUUUAACCUGUUCUUUGGCGCCCUCUGCAGGGCAGACAGGGAGACUGCGGCAAGGAUCACUGAAGAGAUUGGGAAUCUGAUGAAGGAGAUUGAAACUCUGGUGGAGGAGAAGAACAAGGAGUCGACUGACAUUGCCAAGAUCGUACGAGAAGGUAGGGUUUUUAGAGCAUGAAGUGUGGGAAUGUCAGUGGACUGUGUAGAACACUCUGACAUGCCCCUCUCUCUAUAUUCAUUCCCCCUGUCGCUCCCAGGUGGUCCUCUGUUGUUUGAUGACAUCAACAUUACCAUGUCGUCUAAGCAGCUGAAUGGGUCUCAGAGGGUUCUACUUGAUGGAUUUAUCUCGAAUGACGAGUGCAGAGAGCUCACCCACCUCUCUAAUGUGAGUGGGAGUCAGGGCUAGUUAGUCUAUGUGUUUGACAGUGUUUGCACGUGUUUGACAGUGUGUAUGUUGAAUGUGUGUUAAUGGAGUUUGUGUUUAUGAUGGCCUGUGUGUUAAAACUGUGUGCAUGAUUCUGUCAUUGUGUGUGUUGACGCUGUGUGUUUGUCAGGCGGCUGCGCUGAAAGGUGAUGAGUACCAAGGCCGCCCCUCCCCCCACUCCCCCAGCGAGAGCUUCCAAGGAGUCACCGUCCUCAAGGCUAUUAAGGUACAUUACUGACCCUACAAACUACAGCCCUGCUUACCAAACCAUAACCCAAACACCACCAACCCAGCACUGCCAACUCUGACCCUAACCCAGUACGUUCAACUUCACUCAACCCCAACCCCAGCUAGCUUCACUCCCUAGCCUCAGCUUUAUCUCCAACCUAUCUAAAGCCGAGCCCCAGCCCAAUGGCAUCAAUGUAAAGUUGUUACCAGUGAGUUAGUGAUAAGAAAGCACCUAUUUCUGAUGAUCUUGUCCUGUUCUACAGUUGGGACAGGAGGGCACUGUGCCCCUGAAAAGUGCCCGCCUGUUUUUUGACAUGAGUGAGAAGGUGCGUGGGGUCCUGGAGUCGUACUUCCGUCUGGACUCUCCUCUCUACUUCUCCUACUCCCACUUGGUCUGCCGCUCCGCUAUCGACGGUGAGAAAGUAAUCUAUGGUGGGCCCCCAGGACAGUAUUGUGCCUGACUGUCAGACAGAAUGAGUUUAGGUCAUUUUUGGAAUUCACCACAAUGGGAAAACAACAUGUUCUAUUUUCUUCAAGUUGUCUAUAUCAAAUCCAGGAUGUGUCAUUUAACCCACCUUAUUCACCUGCCUGUCUGAGUGUAUAGACAUACAGUAAGUUAUGUUUCCAUCCUCUGUCUGUACAGAGAAGCAGGAUGACCGUGACGACCUGAGUCACCCGGUUCAUGCAGACAACUGCCUUCUGGUCUCUGAGCUCAACGAGUGCAUCAAAGAACCACCUGCAUACACACACAGAGACUAUAGGUAUACAAACACACACACACACACAUGCACGCAUACACACACAGGGACUAUAGGUAUACAAACACACACACACACACAUGCACGCAUACACACACAGGGACUAUAGGUAUACAAACACACACACACACACAUGCACGCAUACACACACAGGGACUAUAGGUAUACAAACACACACACACACACAUGCACGCAUACACACACAGGGACUAUAGGUAUACAAACACACACACACACACAUGCACGCAUACACACACAGGGACUAUAGGUAUACAAACACACACACACACACAUGCACGCAUACACACACAGAGACUACAGGUACUCACACCAUGCAUCUGCUUAUAACAUAGGUAUCGGCAACAUCUACUGCACUUGCAGGUAUCAUCAUGCACCACUGUCUUUAAAACACUUCUCUUGUUCCUGUUGUGUUUUAGCGCCAUCCUCUAUCUGAAUGAUGAUUUUGAAGGAGGAGAUUUCAUUUUCACUGAACUGGAUGCCAAAACUGUCACAGUAAGAGUCAAUCAAUGAUGAGGUUUUGAGUGCUGCCAAGUAUAAACAGUUGUUUCUCCUUGAUUUACUUUAAGGUAGAAGUUAAUUGAGCAUAUGAUGACUGAUGUCACUGCCCUGUGUUGUCCAGGCAGAGGUGCGUCCUCAGUGUGGUCGUGUGGUUGGGUUCGGGGCUGGGAAUGAGAACCCUCACGGGGUAAGAGCGGUCACUAAGGGCCAGAGGUGUGCUGUGGCCCUGUGGUUCACCCUUGACCCCAAACAUGAGGAGAAGGUAACACAUAUCUGUCAAUCAGUUAAUCUGGAAUCAUGUAUAGUCUUUGUUUCUCUCAUUCUAUGUUGUGAUGGGUUAUUUUGUAAUCUGAGGGAGAAAGCAACACUUUCCACUUACUGAUUAAUCUACAUUUACUCAGUUUCUCUUGCUUCAGUCUUACCUCGUUUGUGUGUGUGUGUGUGUCUCCAGGAGCGGAUCCAAGCUCAAGAGAUGCUGAAGAUGUUCUCCACUCCUACAGACACAGAGUUCACAGAGACAACGACAGAGAGCUCAGAACCACAGCUUACACCUUUUGACCAGUAUGCGCUUCUUGGUCAAGCUGCACCCCUAGUACAGGAGCAGGCAGACCAACCAGAUGACAAACCAGCAGAGAAGAAGCCUGAGGUACCAGCAGAAACAGUUAGUGAAAACCCAUCUGAUAAACCAGAGGAUAAAAAGGAUGAGAAGCCGAUAGAGAAGCACGCAGAAAAACUAAUUGCAAAAGAGGGUGACAAAGCUAAGGUGAAAGAGCUGGUGAAAACGAAAGCCAAAGCAGCGGAUGCAUCAGAGACCAAAGCGACGACUAAAACAGCGGCUAAAGCAUGGGACAAAGCCAACACUAAGACAGCAGACAAGGCUAAAGCAGGGGACAAAGCCAACACUAAGACAGCAGACAAGGCUAAAGCAAAACCUGCAACAAAAACAAACGUCAAACGGGCAGCAGCCAAAACGUACAAAAAAGAGCAGAAGCCAGCGGCAAAAAAGACAGAGAAAGCCCCUGUCAAAAAGGUUUCCAAAGACUCGAAAACUGAUCUCAAAUCAUCCUCGGACUCACAAACAGACAAGGAUGAGCUGUGAGUCCAACAGCACCUUUGACUCUUACUCUGUGGUGUCUUUUUUCUACCGUUUGAAUAUAUUUGUCAAGGUUUUCUCUGUGGGUGUGCUGGAUAAAGAUUUGAGGUUGUUUGCUGUAUUGUUAUGGAUGUUGUUUGUCUGCCCAAUAAUGGUGGUAAGGAACCAGGAUAAGGUGUUGUAAUGUAAGCCAUACCGUAAUACCAAGGGACUGCACACUCACUCUGAUGGCUGAUCUCAACCAACCAAUCAAUCAAAUCAAUAAAUCAAAUUUGAUGUAUAUAGUGCUUUUCACAAAUACAUUUGUCACAAAGUGCUAAAUAGUAACCACCUUUGAAUUCCUAUCCCAGACUCAUGUGAACAGAUCGUUUAAAAAAAUAUAUAUAUAGUGUUACUUUUGUUUAUGAUUUGGGAUUUUCAAUGUGCUAUUUUGUACUGUUUUAAAAUGUACUGUUCUUUGCCUCAGGAAUUGGAAGAUGUAAUGUCCUCAACAAAAAAAACAGGAAAGAACAACAAUGUAGCGACUGAUACCUCUGAGUAGAGACUGAUACCUGGAUUCAUGUGGAUACACUAAAUAAAAGUACUGUUUUUACAUUGGUGUUGCUCUUUCAUAUAAUACCUCUAGAGACCACUAGGUGGCAGAGAGGAACUACCAUGGCAUCUCAUGUACAUUUUUUAAAAUUAAAUUAGUCAUUUAGCAGACGCUCUUAUCCAGAGCGACUUACAGGAGCAAUUAGGGUUAAGUGCCUUGCUCAAGGGCACAUCAACAGAUUUUUCACCUAGUCGGCUCGGGGAUUAGAACCAGCGACCUUUCGGUUACUGGCACAACGCUCUUACCCACUAAGCUACCUGCCGCCCAAUACAUCACACAUAUGGUAUAUGUACCCAUUUUCCUUCUGAAUAUGUUGUAAGUAUGGACCCUCAGGGUUUAACUUGAUCCUUUACUAAGUGUUCGGUUACUGCUGGAAAGCCUUAAAUCAGAGUUAUGGUUUUGUGGGGGUCAUUUGAACUCCCAGGAGACCAAGAGACAAGUUGAAUACAGAUGCCCCCUGUGUGUGGUCAACAUGUCUGUUGUUGAUCCCUGGUUAGUUAGCUAUCUCCUCAGUGGACUCUUCUCUUAGGAUCCUGUUUAUAUCAAAAUGCUGCUUCACCCUACAGCCACUUUCUUAGUUUUAAAUAGUUGAAUUGGAUCAGGUCUUUGGGGAUGUGAGAUGAGUUGCUGAGUUUCCCUACAUAAUUAGAAUGAGUAGAAUGGAUAUUCCAAUUCAAAGCAAUGUUCCAUGGUGUUGGUGGUUAUCUUCAUAGAAAUGAAUGGAGAUACCAGAACAGUCAUUUAUGUUCCGUGGACAUAACAGCAGAACAACCAUAUUGGUCCAGGGUUCAAUGUCAAGACAAUCAGCAAGUAAUAUUGACAUACUUGUGUAUUGGCCAUAUUAGGUGUGUCUUGAAAUAUGAUCUAGAUUUGAGUUAGUCCAUUCUGGCCAUUGUGUUUCUAUGUUUCCCCUGCCAGCCCUGAGCUUGUGGGUGGAACAGUAAUAAUGCUGGGUCCUGUGCCGGAGCGUCUGUGUGGGUUUAGCAUGUGGAUGAAGACAUGCUUACAUAGAGCAGGCACGGACACACACACACACGCACACGCAUGCAUGCAUGCACACACACACACACACACACACACACACACACACACACACACACACACACACACACACACACACACACACACAACCACACACACACACACACACACACACACACACACACACACACACACACACACACACACACACCAGUCGACUUUCCACAGAGGCUGUGCAUGCACAGUGCCUUCAGAAAGUAUUCAUACCCCUUGACUUAUUCAAUUGUUUUUGUGUUACAGCCUGAAUUCUAAAUGGAUUGAAUAUAAUUGUCUACACACAAUACCUCAUAAUGUUUUUAGAAAUGUUUGCUAAUUUAUUGAAAAUGAAAAUGAAAUAUCAAAUUUACAUAAGUAUUCACACCCCUGAGUAAAUACUUUGUAGAAGCACCUUUAGCAGUGAUUACAGCUGUACGUCUUUCUGGGUAAGUCUCUAAAAGCUUUCCACACCUGGACUGUGCAACAUUUGCCCAUUAUUCUUUUAGAAAUUCUUCAAGUUCUGUCAAAUUGGUUGUUGAUCAUUGCUAGACAACCAUUUUCAGGUUUUGCCAUAGAUUUUCAAUUAGCUUUAAGCCAAAACUGCAACUCGGCCACUCAGGAACUUUCACUAUCUUCUUGGUAAGCAACUCCAGAGUACAUUUGGCCUUGUGUUUAAGGUUAUUGUCCUGCUGAAAGGUGAAUUAAUCUACCAGUGUCUGGUGGAAAGCAGACUGAACCAGGUUUUCCUCUAGGAUUUUGCCUGUGCACGCAGGCAUUCCGUUUCUUUCUUAUCCUGAAAACUCCCCAAUUCUUAACGAUCACAAGCAUACCCAUAACAUGAAGCAGCCACCACUAUGCUUGAAAAUAUGGAGAGUGGUACUCAGUAAUGUGUUGUAUUAGAUUUGCCCCAAACAUAACACUUUGUAUUCAGGAAAAAAAGGUUAAUUGCUUUGCCAUUUAAAAUUCAGGCUGCAACACAACAAAAUGUGGAAAAGGUCAAGGGGUGUGAAUACUUUCUGAAGGCACUGUAACAGGCCAAUCAUCCCAGUUAUUCAGCAGCACAGACGAGGAGGUGUUAUUGCUGCCGUGCAUAACAAGCCCAUGUGGAGAUUAGUGAGUGUGUCUGUAUUUCAUUUACAUUUUAGCAGAUGCUAUUAUCCAGAGCGACUUACAGUUAGUGAGUGCAUACAUUAUUUUAUUUUUUCAUACUGGCCCCCUGUGGGAAUCGAACCCACAACCCUGGCGUUGCAAGCGCCAUGCUCUACCAACAGGGCCGUAUGGUUGUAGACUUGCAUUAAACAAAGGUUCAGAGACAAGGUUCAGAGACAAGGUUCAGAGACAAGGUUCAGAGACAAGGUUCAGAGACAAGGUUCAGAGACAAGGUUCAGAGACAAGGCUCAGAGACAAGGCUCAGAGACAAGGGCUCAUGUCAGCUCCGUUUGUAGUGUUUGCACACAGAGUUGAAGGAAUUUUUCGCGGAACGUUUGACAUAAGCAAUACGCACACUCAGGGGGUUGUAUGCAGAGGACACACACCGUACAACACCCCACUUCUCUGGGUCAUGGCUUAUGACUUGGUCAUGACACAGAAUGAUCUGUACUUAGGGGGAAAACGUCCAAAAGUUUUAGGGAACCACAAGCCUAUACACUGAGUGUACAAAAGGAAAGCCUUGGGGCUGCUGGGGGUGAUUUGGGUGACUUGGAUAGGGGUCGUCAAGCAGCUGUGCUGGGUAUAAACUGCCCUUCUUCCCCUACUGCCUAGGUGGUGGUGGCAUGAACAGGCCUCCUGUGUGUGUGUGUGUUUGUGCGUGUGUGUGUGUGUGUGUGUGUGUGAGAGAGAGAGCGAUUGACUGUGUGUGUCUUGGUCUUUGUCUCUGUAUCUUUCUCUGUGCUUUCUUUAUGUUUCUCUGUGUUCUGGGUUGUGCAUUCUGAGCCAGAGCGAGACACAGGCUACUUUGUCUCUCUGUGUGUUUGUGGUUUGACCAUUGUUCCAAAGACCUGCAGAGAGCGAGAGAGAGAGAGAGAGAGAGAGAGAGAGAGAGAGAGGAGAGAGAGGAGAGAGAGAGAGAGAGAGAGAGAGAGAGAGAGAGAGAGAGAGAGAGAGAGAGAGAGAGAAGAGUACAGUAGACAUAGAAGGCAAAGCAGAGAUUGGUACAGAAGUCUAGCACAGUGCAUGCCUAUGUUGGAGUCAGCUUUCUGAAGUAUCUCUAUAUGUCUGUGUGUGACUGUAGCUGCUUCUGUGGCUGUCAACCUGUGUGUUGUUGUCCGUACAGUGACUUUAUAUGUGCGUUUGUGUGCGUGCAUUGUUGUGUAUCUGUAUGUGUGUGUGUGUGUGUUAUGAAGUGCAUUCCUCUUGCUCCAGGACAAGGCCACAGAUGAAAGCCCAAAAGGUUGACAGUUCCCCUUCCUGGUUACCAUGGAGACAGAGAGGGCAUGGAGACGGCAGUGGCAGGUCUGGGCCUCACACAGCGGGAUGCGGCGCUGAGAUUAAUUACGACUUUCUGUGUGUGUGUGUGUGUGUGUUUGUUAAAAUUGGGCUGGACACAGCAGGAAGAGGUGCUGAGAUUAACUUCCACUCUCCUACUCUCUGAGUCUGAAAACUAGAGGCUAAAGCAGCAGGCUAACAUGGAGUGACAUGACCUCCUGGGACGCCUCCUCUGGGGAAGACAAGGGGAUUUGAGUUUGAGUUUGAGUUUGAGUUUAUUUUUACAGGGACAUUGCACAUUAAUCAACGUUUCAGUAAAAGUGCCGGUUUUAGCCAGCCGGCUAAUUUUCAACCGCAGUCCCUGGGCAGGUUAUUAAAAACAAUUACAAUAUAGACAAUAACAACAUAGAACAAGACAUAGCAUACAGACAUAGCAACAUAGGACAAGCAAGACGUAGCAUACAGACAGAGCAACAUAGAACAAAAAGCAGCAAGACAAAAUUCAUAAAAGCAACAAAGUGUUUCCACACCUCACAAGUUACAGACAACAGACAUGGAAAGCGGCAACACACAGCUAGGGACCAUGUUCACAAAUCUGAUUGACCUUUAGCCAUGUCUUCAAGCAUUUUGUGAAAGUGUGAUAUGUGGUGCAGUUGUGUGUGUCUGAUGGCAGUGUAUUCCAGACAUGGGAAGCUCUCACAGAAAAAGCAGAUUUACUAAAGGUGCUUUUCCUUAGGGGAACUACACAGUCACCUCUCAUGGCAGACCUUGUGGAUCUGCUGCCAUAUGUUUGGGUUUUCUGUUUAACAAAAAUACUGAGUGGAGGGGGAGCCAAGCCAUUUAGGAUCUUGAAUACAAGACAUGCAUCGGUGUAUUGCACAAGAUUUUCCCAACUCAGGAGCUCAUGCUUUCUAAGGAUGUGACAGUGAUGAUGGCUAUUGGGGUUCCUAUCAAGCACUUUGAGAGCCUGUUUGUAGACAGACUGAAUAGGUCUUACUGUUGUACAGCAAGCUUGGGCCCAACUAGUCAAGCAGUAUGUUAAGUGGGGGAGUAUCAUAGAUUUGAAGUACAGUUUUGCUACCUCUGUAGUCAAACAAUUUCGUAUAAAUCGGAAAUUAGCUAGGUUGAAUUUGGUUAUUUGAAUUACCUUUUUCACAUGCUUUUUAAAAGAGAGGUUGGAAUCAAGUAUGAUGCCAAGGUACUUAAAAUCAGAUACCCCCUGGAGCUUCUCCCCUGACACAUAGACUUCUGGCUCAGUAGCAUCUGUUGCCCUCUUUGUGAAGAACAUGCAAACAGUUUUUUUCACAUUGAGAUGCAAACACGAGUCACUGAGCCACUUUGUAACCUGGACCAUUACAGUAGUGAGUUCUUGUGCAGCUUGUUGUUUGCUCUUUGCAUGCACAUAUAUCACUGUAUCAUCUGCAUACAUUUGAACUUCAGAUUGAAAGGAAGCUUUAUAUUGUUGAUGUGGAAGGCUGGGAGGCCUUUUUCAACACCAGUAUUGGUACUUGACUUGUCUUGAAAAAGACAUUGCCCCAGUGUAGAUGUAAGUGUUUAAAGUGUAGCACUAAUCUAUAUUUUUUGUUGUUGAUUCUAUUCACCUGUUUUCUGUCACAAUCUGUAAACUCAGCCUAGAGUCACCAGUGGGGUCCUGCCUCACCAUCUGAAAAAACACUGCCCCUCUAUCCUGCUGCCUAAUCCUGAACAACAGGUACACUCCCUUAAGCUUCACACGGCAUCUGGAGACUGUUCACACAUGAGCAGUAGCAGUACAGUUGAGGACAUCCCAGUCAGUGCAGAUCUGCUGUAAGUCAUCUCUAAAGCUGCAUGGCUGCAUGGUCUCAUGUCUAAAACAAACCUUGUGUUAACGGAACAGAGGAGCUCAUUGUUGGCUGCUUAUUCUAACGGAUGCCAGCUCGAUGACUUCAGCCUUUGCCAUGAACUGUCUCCUUAUUCCCCCUAAGACUGGGAUCACGGCAGUAUCGGCCUGGGGAUGGGACCAGUGGUAUGGGCCUAGAUGCCUGGGUCCAGGGACUGGCCUGGGCCGUCCUGGACUACAGCUCUAUGGAGCUGGAUUAUAAGGGGCUAGGGGCUGAGGAUGGAGAAACUAGGACAUAAGGGGCUUUAGGAGCUAGGUCGUAAGGUGCUGGAUCAUAAGGGGCUGGGGCUGGGAUCACAGUGGUAUGGCUGGGGCCUGGCUAUAGAGGUCAAUGGAGGGGCUGGUUCAUAAGGGUCUGUUGCUGAAAUAGCUGGGGGCCUGGCUGUAGAGCUCAGUUGGGGGACAUAAGCGGCGAGGGCUGGGAAUGGGGAUGGGGCUGGGGCUGAUACCAGGGCAGGAUGUCUGUAUGGAGGGGCCAGGGGGCUGGGGUUAGGGUUAGUAUGGUUUAACUAUUCUUCUAAUAUUGGUUCACUGUGAGUGUACUCUAUGAGACAGUGUCUAGUGUACUUGAGAAACAGGGCUGCACAGCAUUUGGGGGCCUGACAAAAAGUUGCUAGAAUUCCUCUGUGGGUAUACAUUGUGUGUACAAAACAUUAGGAAGAGUUGCACCCCCAGAAAAGACUCAAUUCUUCGGGGCAUGGACUACAAGGUGUCGAAAGAGUUCCACAGGGAUGCUGGCCCAUGAUGACUCCAAUGUUUUCCACAGUUAUGUCAAGUUGGCUGGAUGUCCUUUGGGUGUUGGUCCAUUCUUAAUAUACACAGGAAACUGUUGAGUGUGAAAAACCCAGCAGCAUUGCAGUUCUUGACACACUGAAACCGGUGUGCCUGGCACCUACUACCAUACCCCGGUCAAUCUUUUGUCUUGCCCAUUCACCCUCUGAAUGGCACACAUACACAAUCCAUGUCUCAAUUGAGGGAGAGAGGGGGGGUGGGCUUUGUGAUAUACUGCUGGUAUUUCCUGGAAUCACCCUCCAUCACCAAGCCCAGGGUAGUGUAGAACAGUAUAGAACAGGGCAAAAUACCCAUAAGCCCCUGGAGAGCAACCCGGGAUACUGAGAGCCUCUUUGUUCAACAGGUCCAAUGAAGAUAUCACCACUGGUUGUUAUGACAACAGCAUGGCAAUGCCUGGCCCACCGCCACAGAGCUACAGAAACAGAUGGCAGAAAAAUGGCAGAGGAGAGGGAGAGAGAUAUAUAUAUAUAUAUAGAGGAAGAGGGUAUGUGUGAGACAGAGAAGAUAACAUGUUAACCCUAGGCAUAGAAAGGUAGAGGGACUUUCACUGCCUCUAAACGUAAUCUAUGGAAGUAUUCGUAGAUGUGUUUUUACCAAGCAAUUACUACUGGUACCAUCAACACCAACACCAUUCUGUUUCAGACAGCAGGUACAUGACACAUAUUUGGGAUGACAACCAAGAAAAAGGUAGUGUGGAGUGUGUGCACUUGCAAACUGUUAUGUCUCAGAGUUGGGUCUCGUUCUCUCUCUCUCUCUCUCUCUCUCUCUCUCUCUCUCUCUCUCUCUCUCUCUCUCUCUCUCUCUCUCUCUCUCUCUCUCUCACUCACACACACACACACACACACACACACAUACACCCUCACUAGGGGUCGUGACCUUCUUCUGUUUACAUCCAACAUAACAUAUACAGUAUAACCCUUCUCAGGGAUUGGUGGAUCUUUGUAAGUGGGCGGGGAAAGGAAGAUGACCCGUGUGGAUACACUGAGUGUACAAAAAAAGGACAUCCAGCCAACUGUGGCAAGCAUUGGAGUCAACAUGGGCCAGCAUCCUGUGGAAUGCUUUCAACACCUUGUAGAGUCCAUGCCCCAACGAAUUGAGGCUAUUCUGAGGGCAAAAGGGGGUGCAACGCAAUAUUAGGAAGAAGUUCCUGUUCCUAAUAUUUUGUACACUCAGUGUAUACCCACAGAGGAAUUCCACGCACGUUUUCUCAAUCUCUCAUACUUACUUCAUACUACAUCUCUUCCUUCUCUGGCUCCAUAUAUCACUAUUCUCCCCCCUCUCUCUCUCUCUCUCUCUCUCUCUCUCUCUCUCUCUCUCUCUCUCUCUCUCUCUCUCUCUCUCUCUCUCUCUCUCUCUCUCUCUCUCUCUCUCUCUCUCUCUCUCUCCUCUCUGAAGAGGAAGUUGACGUUUAAGGAGGUGGGUGAGGAUAAGAGAGGAGGGUAGGCGGUAGGGUAAGAAUGAGGGCGAGGGUGAGGGUAUUCCUCUAGUUUCUGGUUAAGGCCAGAUGGCUGGAGAAUGGUGUCUGUAGCCCCUGGUCUGUGUGUUCUGCUCCGAGGGCAGAGGAAUGCAUGUCUUUUCUUUGGUCUUUGGCUGAGUGGAGAGGCCAAGGGCUGCUGUAUAGCAGUGGAUUAGCACCCACAUUCCCCCCUAAUCUCCCCGUUCUUAGCCUCAGCUACUACACCACCAAGACCUGUGUGUUGAUGUUGAGCUAACGGUGAACUAGCUAACCCCCCUCUCUGCUGCUCCCCCUUCCUUAGCAGCGAGAGAGCCAGGUGGACCCACUAGAGAGAGAGCUUCCAUAGGUGAAGGGUGGCAGAGAGGGGAAGAGAGGGGCAGAGUGUGUGGAGGAGAGUGGAGAGGGGUGGAGAGGGCCAGAGAGGGGGGCAGAGAGAGGUGGAGGGGGGCAGAGAAUGUUGGCGAGUCUGCAGAGAGGGAGGGAGAGAGGCAGAGAGGGGGUUAAGGGGGGCAGAGAGGGGUGGAAGGGGGCAGAGGGGAGAAGUGUCCUCCAGACUAAGAGAGGCUUUUCCGGGGAGCAGGAUAAGAGGGGGGACCCAGGGGCCUCAGAUGAACUCUACGCUACAAUGGCUCCAUCUGGCCCCUAACAAACGCAUCUCAGCCUCCCUAUGAGAGGGUCCCUUUUCCACCUCUUCCCUUCUUUUUACCUCUCUUAUCCUCUUUCCCCCCUAUUUCCUCUCCUCCUCUCUUACCCAUUCUUCUCUCCUCUUCUCCCCCUUCUACCCUCUUCUUCCCUCUUCUCCUCUCUUCCCGCCUCUUCUCUCUCCCAGCUAGAACAGAAUGUUCUGAGAACCAUAUGUUUCUUAGAGCUUGGUGAGAGCUUGGUUGUCCUAUGGUUAUUUAGCAUACAACCUUCCCACAACUUUCUGGGAAUGGUGCAGGGUAGUUGCUUGGCUUCGGAGCGUUCUCAGCACAUUUAAGGACAUUGGCAUUACUUUAACAGAACGUUUCCUAAAAGUUCAAACAUGGUUACAUUUAAUUUCAAUGUAGGUAAUGUUCUAGGAACGUUAUUCAACUGGUAUGACAUUGGGAAUGUUCUCAAAUAGUUCAGAGAACAUUAAGAAACAAAAUUAUUCUGUGGGAAUUUCAAUACUUCAGCAUAAUGUUUCCUCAUGGUUCUAUUUAAAGUAAUGUUCUCAAAUUGUUCCAAGAAUGUUAAGAAAACGUUCCAUAAAAACCACAAGAAAACUUUAAUAACAUUCAGAAAACGUUCUAAGAAUGUUAUUUAAAAUCAUAUAUUCCGUUCUCAAAACGUUAAGAAUACAUUCCAUAAAAACCACAAGUAAACUUUAGUCAUGUCCAGAGAAUGUUCUAAGUAUGUUAUUUUAAAACAUUUAUACAACGGGUGGGUCUAAUCCUGAAUGCUGAUUGGUUAAAACCGCAUUACAGCCGGUGUUUAUUCCACAAGUUACCACCAGCUAAACCUAUGAUGUUAAAAUGCCUAUUUACUCUGUUCCAUCUGACUGCACAAUCCACUGUCUCAUCAGCCCAGCCAGGCAAUUUAUAAACUUGAUCUCCACUAUAAAAAGCAUCUAGACAUUAUCUCACAUUUCUUUUAGACUAACAUUUAGUUUUCAACAACGGAUAUUUGUAUAAACCUUGCUGUCUGUCUCUCCGACAUUUGCAACAUUGUUUCAAUAUUUAAAUUACUAACUGGCCACACCUGAUCUUAAUGAGUGCUUGUUUCCUUUGAAAUGGGGUCUGUUUGAACAGCUUUUUAUGCGUAAAAAAACAUGACAUGCUAGCUCCAUCCUGUGGCGCAGUAGACUAAACCAUGAAUAGAGAACAGAAGAUUAUAGUUUUGAAUCUCACGCCUUGUCACAAUAAAAAAUAAAUGUGUUUGGAUGAUAAAUGAAUUUCCAUGUGUCCUAUCUGUGCUUGGAGUUUAAAAAAGUUAACCCAAAAUAAGCUAGCAGUGUUAUUAAAAGUCUUAUUGAAGCAUUCUGUGAAGGUUUUAAGGAAGUUAUUCAAAAACCUCAAAAUAAUCUAUAAUUUCCGUUCUCAGUGUUAAUAAAACCUCCCAGGAAAACCUUUAAGGAACCAGAGUAAAAAGUUCUCAGAACCUCCCUGCAACCUAAAAAUAAACAUUCCCAGAACAGGCGAAAUGUUCACUUCUGUACCGAUCAGGAAACGUAUGGCUUCGUUCCCACAACCAAUGUGAAACCAAAAACAUACACUACCGUUCAAAAGUUUGGGGUCACUUAGAAAUGUCCUUGUUUUCGAAAGUAAUAAAAUAACAUCAAAUUGAUCAGAAAUACAGUGUAGACAUUGUUAAUGUUGUAAAUGGCUAUUGUAGCUGGAAACGGCAGAUUUUUAAUGGAAUAUCUACAUAGGCGUACAAAGGCCCAUUAUCAGCAACCAUCAGUCCUGUGUUCCAAUGGCACGUUGUGUUUGCUAAUCGAAGUUUAUCAUUUUAAAAGGCUAAUUGAUCAUAAGAAAACCCUUUUGCAAUUAUGCUAACACAGCUGAAAACUGUUGUGCUGAUUAAAGAAGCAAUAAAACGCCAGUCUCAACGACAACAGUGAAGAGGCGACUCCGGGAUGCUGACCUUCUAGGCAGAGUUGCAAAGAAAAAGUAAUAUCUCAGACUGCCCAUCUUAAUCUUUUCUUUUUAUUGGCCAGUCUGAGAUAUGGCUUUUCCUUUGUAACUCUGCCUAGAAGGUCAGCAUCCCGGAGUCGCCUCUUCACUGUUGACGUUGAGACGGGUACUAUUUAAUGAAGCUGCCAGUUGAGGAUCUGUGAGGCAUCUGUUUCUCAAACUAGACACUCUAAUGUAUUUGUCCUCUUGCUCAGUUGUGCACCGGGGCCUUCCACUCCUCUUUCUAUUCUGGUUAGAGCCAGUUUGCGCUGUUCUGUGAAGGGAGUAGUACACAGCAUUGUACGAGAUCUUCAGUUUCUUGGCAAUUUCUUGCAUGGAAUAGCCUUCAUUUCUCAGAACAAGAAUAGACUGACGCGUUUCAGAAGAAAGUUAUUUGUUUCUGGCCACUUUGAGCCUGUAAUGGAACCCACAAUUGCUGAUGCUCCAGAUACUCAACUAGUCUCAAGAAGGCCAGUUUUAUUGCUUCUUUAAUCAGCACAACAGUUUUCAGCUGUGCUAACAUAAUUGCAAAAUGAUUUUCUAAUGAUCAAUUAGCCUUUUAAAAUGAUAAACUUGGAUUAGCAAACACAACGUGCCAUUGGAACACAGGACUGAUGGUUGCUGAUAAUGGGCCUCUGUACGCCUAUGUAGACAUUCCAUAAAAAAUCAGCCGUUUCCAGCUACAAUAACCAUUUUCAACAUUAACAAUGUCUACACUGUAUUUCUGAUCAAUUUGAUGUUAUUUUAAUGGACAAAAAAAAAUGCUUUUCUUUCGAAGACAAGGACAUUUCUAAGUGACCCCAAACCUUUGAACGGUAGUAUACGUUCCCACAACUUCCAAGGAACCAAAUGUGCUUGCUGAGUCUAGUCCCUUCGAGGGAUACCCACUGCUGAGGUCUCUAAGGGACACUGGGAAACAGAUGCAGUGUGGACACUUAGCCUGCACAUGGUGUAUUCAAGGUUUAAAAAGGCUUAUAAAGUUUGUAAUUUCCACUUUAAGGAUUAAAAUGUCAGACUUGAUUUGCCCUAACAACACAAUUAUAAUCCACAUAAUAAUUCACAUGUCCUGUUGCUGCAAGAUAAUUUUCCUGCUGUAGCAAACUGGCUCAAAUUAAGAUCCUACAUCUGUAGUCUGGAGAUGGGGAGGAGAGAGAGCAGAGGAGGAGUGGAAGGGGAGUGGUGGGAACAGGAAAGCGGUGAGGUGAUGAGCAGAGUAGGAGAGGGAAGAGAGGGAGGAGAUGGGUAUACGGAGGGGAGGAGAAAGGGGGAGGGAGGAGGGUAGGACAGGAAAGAGAGUGUCAGGCUCUUUCCCAAGUAAAGGUGCCGGCGGGGCAGUGAGGGGCGACUCAGAACUUAAAACUACAAUUAGUAUAACUAACAUUCCCUUUGAAAACAGUGUUCCAUGGUGGGGGGACCUGCUCCACCAUUAGGUGUAGCAUUCACCUAUCAGAAUUCAGCUUUUUUCUUAGUAUUCUACACCUGCAAUCAAUAUAAAUUAUAUUGAAACGCCACUAUUGGUGGACGUAGGAGAAUUCACCAGUGGUGUAGUGAUAUUUUUUUAGGUGAGGGAGUGCAUUUCUUUUUAUAACGUCAUAAUUUCCUCAAUCAAAGUUUGUACCUACAGAUGUAGCCAAUUGAUUAGCCUAUCAUUAUAGAAUAUGCAUAACAUGCAUCCUCCAAUUGCAACAUCUGCAUAGUCUAAAGAAAUAUUUAUAUCUUUAAUACCCUCAAACACCAAGUAAGGCAUAGGCUACCUUAUUUCAUCACUGGUAAUUCACAUUUGAGUCAUUUAGCAGACGCUCUUAUCAAGAGCAACUUACAGUAGUGAGUGCAUUCAUUUCAUACUUGUUUUUUUCCUUCUCCAUACUGGUCCCCUGUGGGAAUUGAACCCACAACCCUGGUGUUGCAAGCACCAUACUCUACCAACUGAGCCACACGUUUUAGCAGUGAAAUGUCCAAACUGCAUCUCAAUGGCAAUCAUUUGAUUGAUCUCAAACAGUUUCAUGGGAAUAUGCAUCUUGAAAUACUGUUUUGUGAGUGAAUUAGAGAAGAUGGUGUUAACAAACUAUUAGCAUUUCUUGUAUGAGAAUAAUUUUUGGGACUAUUCAGCUUCAGCUAAACAUCCUAAAAUCUCAUUAGAAAUGAGAUGUUUUUGGUGUAACAGUAACGCUAUAGGCCUACUAUGCUAUGGUAUCAUAUUCGGUUCUGUUAUGUAAAAUCCUAAUGAAUCAUUAUGUGAUCUUGCAAGACAUUGAUUCAGCUUUGAUCUAACUUUACUAAAUGAGCACCAUUGUGAGUAGUGAUACUCUUUUAUUUGUAAUAAUAAUUAUAAGUGAUGAGUAUGACUAUUAGGCGUAGGCAACAGAUCUUGAUGAGAUGUCAUUUUAAGCGAUUGGAGCGCCCUUUGUGGCGAUUACAGCUGUGAGUCUUUUUGGGUAAGUCUUUACGCACACCUGGAUUGUACAAUAUUUGUCCAUUAUCCUUUUAAAAAAUCGUCAAGCUCUGUCAAGUUGGUUGUUGAUCAUUGCUAGACAGCCAUUGUCAAGUUUUGGAAUAGAUUUUCAAGCCGAUUUAAGUCAAAACUGUAACUAGGCCACUCAGGAACAUUCAAUGUCAUCUUGGUAAGCAACUCCAGUGUAUAUUUGACCUUGUGUUUUAGGUUAUUGCCGUGCAGAAAGGUGAAUUUGUCUCCCAGUGUCUGUUGGAAAGCAGACUGAACCAGGUUUUCCUCUAGGAUUAUGCCUGUGCUUAGCUCUAUUCUGUUAAUUUUUAUCUUAAAAAACUCCCUAGUCCUUGCUGAUGACAAACAUACCCAUAACAUGAUGCAGCCACCACCAUUCUUAAAAUGAUGAAGAGUGGUACUCAGUGAUGUGUUGUGUUCAGGACAAAACGUUCAUUUCUUUGCCACAUUUUUUGCAGUAUUACUUUAGUGCCUUAUUGCAAACAGGAUGCAUGUUUUGGAAUAUUUGUAUUCUGUACAUGCUUUCUUCUUUUCACUCUGCAUUUAUGCUAUUUGUGUCAGUAACUGCAAUGUUGUUGAUCCAUCCUCAGUUAUCUCCUAUCACAGCCAUUGAACUCUGUAACUGUUAUAGGUCGUUAUCAAUAAAAUGUCACGAUAGCGUUCCAUUUGGCUGCUGCCAGGUUAAAAAAAUGUAUGCACUCACUAACUGUAAGUCGCUCUGGAAAAGAGCGUCUGCUAAAUGAAAAAAAAAAAAAAAAAAAAGAAGGUUAAGGAGACCCCCAGCUCCGCUAAAACCAUUGACAACUACUGUAUGUGCCGUUUCAAGGGAUUAUUAAAUAAAUGUUAUAAUUAUUUGGUUUUAAUAUCAUCACCUCUUGAAGAGCAUAGUCAGAACUACACAUUUCUGAUUAUUCCACAUUCAGGUCUAUCAUCAGAGUUAUACAGCAAUCAGUAAACAUCAAUUGAUAAUGUAUUUUCAGAUACGUGAGGGUAGCCAGAUCCAUUUGGCAUGUACAGUUGAAGUCGGAAGUUUACAUACACUUAGGUUGGAGUCAUUAAAACUCGUUUUUCAACCACUCCACAAAUUUAUUGUUAACAAACUAUAGUUUUGGCAAGUCGGUUAGGACAUCUACUUUGUGCAUGACACAAGUAAUUUUUCCAACAAUUGUUUACAGACAGAUUAUUUCACUUAUAACUCACUGUAUCACAAUUCCAGUGGGUCAGAAGUUUACGUACAUUAAGUUGACUGUGCCUUUAAACAGCUUGAAAAAUUCCAGAAAAUGAUGUCAUGCUUUAGAAGCUUCUGAUAGGCUAAUUGACAUCAUUUGAGUCAAUUGGAGGUGUACCUGUGGAUGUAUUUCAAGGCCUACCUUCAAACUCAGUGCCUCUUUGCUUGACAUCAUGAGAAAAUCUAAACAAAUCAGCCAAGACCUCAGAAAAAUAAUUGUAGACCUCCACAAGUCUGGUUCAUCCUUGGGAGCAAUUUCCAAACACCUGAAGGUACCAUGUUCAUCUGUACAAACAAUAGUACGCAAGUAUAAACACCAUGGGACCACGCAGACGCGUUCUGUCUCCUAGAGAAGAACGUACUUUGGUGCGAAAAGUGCAAAUCAAUCCCAGAACAACAGCAAAGGACCUUGUGAAGAUGCUGGAGGAAACAGGUACACAAGUAUCUAUAUCCACAGUAAAAUGAGUCCUAUGUCGACAUAACCUGAAAGGCCGCUCAGCAAGGAAGAAGCCACUGCUCCAAAACCGCCAUAAAAUAGCCAGACUACGGUUUGCAACUGCACAUGGGAACAAAGAUCGUACUUUUUGGAGAAAUGUCCUCUGGUCUGAUGAAACAAAAAUAAAACUGUUUGGCCAUAAUGACCAUCGUUAUGUUUGGAGGAAAAAGGAUAUGCUUGCAAGCCGAAGAACACCAUCCCAACCAUGAAGCAAGGGGGUGGCAGCAUCAUGCUGUGGUGGUGCUUUGCUGCAGGAGGGACUGGUGCACUUCACAAAAUAGAUGGCAUCAUGAGGAAGGAAAAUUAUGUGGAUAUAUUGAAGCAACAUCUCAAGACAUCAGUCAGGAAGUUAAAGCUUGGUCGCAAAUGGGUCUUCCAAAUGGACAAUGACCCCAUGCAUACUUCCAAAGUUGUGGCAAAAUGGCUUAAGGACAACAAAGUCAAGGUAUUGGAGUGGCCAUCACAAAGCCCUGACCUGAAUCCUAUAGAAAAUGUGUGGGCAGAACUGAAAAAGCGUGUGCGAGCAAGGAGGCCUACAAACCUGACUCAGUUACACCAGCUCUGUGAGGAGGAAUGGGCCAAAAUUCACCCAAUUUAUUGUGGGAAGCUUGUGGAAGGCCUCCAGAAAUGUUUGACCUAAGUUAAACAAUUUAAAGGCAAUGCUACCAAAUACUAAUUGAGUGUAUGUAAACUUCUGACCCACUGGGAAUGUGAUGAAAUAAAUAACACCUGAAAUAAAUAAUUUUCUCUACUAUUAUUCUGACUUUUCACAUUCUUAAAAUAAAGUGGUGACCUAAGACAGGGAUUUUCUACUAGGAUUAAAUGUCAGUUGUGAAAAACAGAGUUUAAAUGGAUUUGUCUAAGAUGUAAACUUCCGACAUCAACUGUAGCUAACCAAAUGGUUAAAGCAAACAACAUGUGUCAUUUAGCUUGCUUCAUCAGAGAUUAGGCUUUUGGAAAGAGUUUGACAUCGUCCUGGUAAUGUUGUCAGUUGGACUACUGUCAUUACCACUAUAGAUGGCAAGCAAAUCAUACAAUUUUUGAUUUAGCCAUCUAGUUUAACCUAAACCACUCAUACUUGUCAGGUAUAGUUCACGUUUAUGUUAUAUCUCUCAAAUAUCCAAUUAAUGGUGGCCAAUAUUGAGAGAUAUCGUGAGGCUAUCCUCACGUAUCUGAAAUUACAUGAUCAAUUGAUGUUUUAAAAAAAUAAAAAAAUAAAUGCCAUUUAGCAGACGCUUUUAUCCAAAGCGACUUACAGUCAUGCGUGCAUAAAUUUUUUGUGUAUGGGUGGUCCCGGGGAUCGAACCCACUACCUUGGCGUUACAAGCGCCGUGCUCUACCAGCUGAGCUACAGAGGACCACGAUUUACUGAUCAUGGAAAGCUGUAGGCCUAUAACUCUGUUGAUAGCAAGGGGACAUGUGUGCAAUUGUUUCACACGGAAUAAUCAGAAAUAUUACAACCCAAUAGUUAACAUUUAUUUAACAAUCCCUUGAAAACAGCACACAGUUGUCAAUGGUUUUAGCAGAGCAUAGUUUAGUUUAUUAAUUAAACCAUGAAAAAAAACAAGCACACAUAAAACUUGAAAAAGCCAUACAUGCAUGAGUAAAAUCAUCAAGGAUAACACAGAAUAAAGUCUGGGACUGAUUUCCAUUGUGGUUUUCUUGAAACAAGAUGGCUAGGCAAGAUUGAACACAGUUGAACACAGUAUGACAGAGAGAUAAUAAAACAUAAAAAGCUGAGAGUCUCCUUGCCCCCCAGUAGGCAAAUCAAACGCUCUGUACCUUAUUGUGACGUUUUAUUGAUAACGACCUAUAAAAUCACCAUUGGCCUCAUGGUGAAAUCCCUGAGGGUUUCCUUCCUCUCCGGCAACCAUCCAAAGUGUAAAAUUAAUAACUGCACCCUGUUCAAAGGGAUAUUCAAUGUCUGCUUUUUUAACCCAUCUACCAAUAGGUGCCCUUCUUUGCGAAGCAUAGGAAAACCUCCCUGGUCUUUGUGGUUGAAUCCGUGCUUGAAAUUCACUGCUCAACUUAGGGACCUUACAGAUAAUUGUAUGGGGUACAGAGAUGGGGUAGUCAAAAUCAUGUUAAACACUAUUAUUGCACACAGAGUGAGUCCAUGCAACCUAUUAUGUGACUUGUUAAGCACAUUUUUACUCCUGAACUUAUUUAGGCUUGCCAUAUCAAAAGGGUUGAAUACUAUACUUAUUGACUCAAGACAUUUCAGCUUUUAAUUUUUUAUUAAUUUGUAAACAUUUCUAAAAACAUAAUUCCACUUUUAAAUUAUGGUGUAUUGUAUGUAGAUCAGUAACACAAAAUCAUAAUGUAAUCCAUUUAAAAUUCAGGCUGUAACCCAACACAAUGUGGAAAAGGUCAAGGGGUGUGAAUACUUUCUCAAGGCGCUGUUAUAUUAGCUUAAUAUCAUUGCACUGUUUGCGAGGAGAGCUUUAUUGCGAGUAGGCAUAGUAGGCAUUUCAUUGUAUUGUGUAGCUUUCAUGCUAUAUCAUAAAUAAACUUUGAUUUGAACACAUAGCUACAAUAUACCCUAUUGCAGAAUAAAAUAAAACAGAGAGGUGAACUAUCAAUUCAUAUAAUUUAUUUGCAUAGAAUAAACCAGGGGCGGACUGGGACAAGAAUGUUCACACCAGCCCACAUCACUGCACGCGCCGCCAACUAACAAGGGGACAAAGCUUCCAAAGCUGUGUUUUCCCUGCAAUUGCAGUUUAAAUGUUAUACGAUAAGAAUGCAUGGGGGGAGAGGAGAGUGGCAUGCUCGUCACAGCAGCAGGCCUCAGCGAGGGCACAGGCAUAAGGGGAGGGCAGACACUUUGAUUACAAGAAUCAUGAGGAUAAUGCACGUUACCAUUUGACCAAAUCAGGGUUUUAGCUGCCCAAAAAAUAGGACGUUUUGAGUGAGCUGACGAUGCAGAAUGUGCUCUUUCGACGUUUAUAGACACCCUUUCCAUUUUUUACGAUCCAUGAUCUUGGCUGUCUAACUGAUGACAGAGUCGGAGGAGGUCUCUUUGCUGAUGCCUCGUUUGACUUUGAAUGUGAGUUUACGUGACUUCAGCUUAGCCUAUCCGAAAACCAGGGAGGGCAUAAAAAAAAAAGUUUGGCUCAUUCAUUGCAAGGACAUUUUUGGAAGUUAAAGCUCAUUUACUGUAUUUCUACACAAUUUAAAAACUCCAAAAUUAUAUUUAGAGAACAGCCGCAAUAUUAGGUUUAAAGGUCUGGCAAAUACAGUGCAUUCGGAAAGGAUUCAGACCCCUUGACUCUUUCCACAUUUCCACUUUACAGCCCCCUCAUCAAUCUACACAAAAUACCCCGUAAUGACAAAGCAAAAACAGGUUUUCAUUUUCUUUGCAAACAUAUAAAAAAUUUAACACUGAAAUAUCACAUUUAUGUAAGUAUUCAGACCCUUUACUCAGUACUUUGUUGAAGCACCUUUGGCAGUGAUUACAGCCUCCAGUCUUCUUGGGUAUGAUGCUACAAGCUUGGCACACCUGAAUUUGGGGAGUUUCUCCUAUUCUUCUUUGCAGAUCUUCUCAAGCUCUGUCAGGUUGGAUGGGGAGCGUUGCUGCACAGCUAUUUUCAUGUCUAUCCAGAGAUGUCCGAUCGGGUUCAAAUCCGGUCUCUGGCUGGGCCACUCAAGGACAUUCAAAGACGUGUCCCGAAGCCACUCCUGCUUUGUCUUGGCGGUGUGCUUAGGGUCGUUGUCCUGUUGGAAGGUGAACAUCAAGGAUCUCUCUGUACUUUGCUCCGUUCAUCUUUCCCUCGAUCCUGACUAGUCUCCCCAGUCCCUGCCGCUGAAAAACAUCCCCACAGCAUGAUGCUGCCACCACCAUGCUUCACCGUAGGGAUGGUGCCAGGUUUCCUCCAGACGUGACUCUUGGUAUUCAGGCCAAAGAGUUCAAUCUUGGUUUCAUCAGACCAGAGAAUCUUGUUUCUCAUGGUCUGAGAGUCUUUAGGUGCCUUUUGACAAACUCCAGGCGGGCUGUCAUGUGCCUUUUACAGAGUCGUGGCUUCCAUCUGGCCACUCUACCAUAAAGGCCUGAUUGGUGGAGUGCUGCAGAGAUGGUUGUCCUUCUGAAAGGUUCUCCCAUCUCCACAGAGGAACUCUGGAGCUCUGUCAGAGUGACCAUUGGGUUCUUGGUCACCUCCCUGACCAAGGCCCUUCUCCCCCGAUUGCUCAAUUUGGCCGGGCGGCCAGCUCUAGGAAGAGUCUUGGAGGCCACUGUGUUCUUGGGGACCUUCAAUGCUGCAGACAUUUUUUGGUACCCUUCUCCAGAUCUGUGCCUCGACACAAUCCUGUCUCGGAGCUCUACGGACAAUUCCUUCGACCUCAUGGCUUGAUUUAUGCUCUGACAUGCAAUGUCAACUGUGGGACCUUAUAUAGACAGGUGUACCUUUCCAAAUCAUGUCCAAUCAAUUGAAUUUACCACAGGUGGACUCCAAACAGACUAGAAACAUUUAAAGGAUGAUCAAUGGAAACAGGAUGCACCUGAGCUCAAUUUCGAGUCUCAUAGCAAAGGGUCUGAACAUUUAUGUAAAUAAGGUAUUUUUGUUUUUUAUUUUGAAUAAAUGUCCAAAAACUUGAAAAACGUGUUUUCACUUUGUCAUUAUGGGGUAUUUUGUGUAGAUUGAUAAGGGAAAAAAAUUAAUUUAAUCCAUUUUAGAAUAAGGCAGUAACGUCACAAAAUGUGGAGAAAGUCAAGGGGUCUGAAUACUUUCCGAAUGCACUGUACAACGUCAGCCACUACUCAACCUCAUCAUCAAUUGACUAAUAUACUUAGAGAAGUCACAACAAGUUUGACUGCAAAUGCUGACAUCCGUAGGCGGCGCGUGAGUUUCAAGUUUGGGGAAGAUAUUUUCUCAGCGUUAUAAAACUGCACGUUUCUCUCUGAACCAUGGCAAAAUCAGUUUUCCUAAAAAAAAAUGGGGUUGGGUUGGGGGACCCCCUAGAGAUCGUUGCCCCGGGCCCCAAAUGCGGUAGUCCGGCCCUGGACUAAUCAGAGACGUUUCUUCUCCUUUCUUUGCACUGGAGAAAAGAAAAGCAACAUAUUUCUUAAUACGACACAAAUUAGUUUCCUACUUUGCUGACAAACAGAUCAGUAAAAACGACCUUGCCUUGAAUGCAACCAUCUAAUCUAGGCCUAUGAAAAAGGGAGACACAAAUUGAGAAUAUGACGUCCAUCUAGCCUGGAGGAGGAAAUUAUUUUCCCCAAAAAAACAUUCCAGUGGUACUGAUCCAAUGAUAAAGAUAUUGAAUAAGCACCCACUCACCGGGGAUAUCGAUAUGGCUGCUCUUCGCUUAUGCCAAUAAGACAUGCUGCUGUUUGCUCAAUUGGGAGUUGAUAAUUUUGAUAACUAGAGGUAGAUUAGAGUCUUUUCUUUGUCUUCUCUUUUCUAAACUCUGUUAUUUCUACGAUGGUAGUAUUUUGAAGUAUUAGGAUAGGCCUAAUUGAGCUAACGUGUGCUAAUGUGAUUAGCAUGACUGUUGUAAGUAACAGCAAACUUUCCAGGACAGAGACAUGUCUUAUAUGGGCAGAAAGCUUAAAUUCUUGUUAAUCUAACUGCACUGUCCAAUUUACAGUAGCUAUUACAGUGAAAAAAUACCAUGCUAUUGUUUGAGGAGAGUGCACAACAACAAAAAACUUAUCACGGCAACUGGUUUGAUACAUUCACCUCUGAAGGUAAAUAAUGUACUUACAUUCAGUAAUCUUGCUCUGAUUUGUCAUCCUAAGGGUCCCAGAGAUAACAUGUAGCAUAGAUUUGUUUGAUAAAAUCAAUUUUUAUAUUUAAAUGUAAGAACUGGGUUCUACAGUUUGAACCCCUGCUGUCUCUGGCUCCACACCCACCCCGCCCGGCCAUCUAGAUGUGUGAAAGUUAGUGUAUAAGCUAAUGAUCCAUCAUUUAUGACAUUCCUGGGAGUGUGUAAACUUACAUUUUGUAUUACCAUAUCAUUUUUGUGUGUUCUCUAUAGUUAUGUACUUGAAAAUGUAUCAAUUGACCAAUUCGCAUUUGGACAGACUUGAUAAAAAAUAGUCCAGUAUUGCAAUGCUUCACUGGAUCAAUCUGAAACUUUGCACACACAAUGCUUCCAUCUAGUGGCCAAAAUCUAAACGGCACCUAAACUGCAAUAUUUUAUUGUGGCCUUUCUUUGCAUUUCAAAGAUGAUGGAACAAAACAAAUAUAAAAUGCAUGUUUUUUUUUUUUGUAUUAUCUUUUACCAGAUGUAAUGUGUUAUAUUCUCCUACAUUAAUUUCACAUUUCCACAAACUUCAAAGUGUUUCCUUUCAAAUGGUGUCAAGAAUAUGCAUAUCCUUGCUUCAGGUCCUGAGCUACAGGCAGUUAGAUUUGGGUAUGUCAUUUUAGGCGAGAAUUGAAAAAAAGGGUAAGAUCCUUAAGAGGUUAACUGCUUUUCACUGACUGCUGCAACUCAACAAACAGCUAUUUGCCAUGCGCUGCCCAUAUUGCGAGCUUAAAAAGAUCCACAGCAAAACAUUUAAAGAAGCUAAUGAUCCUCUGUGGCCAAAUCAUGCUCUCUAGUGUAUUAAUUUGAAUGAUUUUAUGUAUUUCUGUAUAGGCACGAGUAAUUAUACAGCUAAUUUUGGCAAAUGUAUUUACAUUUACAUUAGGGGAAGCUUAGCCUAUUGGACGCGCCGCCUAUGCCUACAUCAAUGUGAAAGUAACCGGUGAAUAAAACAGCUGGCCGUGAGGCUUACAAGGCAGAGUUCAAAUGCCAACAUCAAAUUCAAACAAUCAGCGCACUGCCUAAAUGGCUGACCGGCAAAGCAAACUGUCUGGUACUGUCUCUGCUCUCUGCUUUCUUAAAGUGAGAGAAAGGUGUGCAGGCUGGCAAUUUCUCUCAGAGCGAUGCUCCGCAUGGUUCUAAAGGUAGCCAACCAAUAGGCUAAACAGCCAUUGCAUUUGAAUUGAGAUUUUUUUGUAGCCUACUUUUACAUUUUUGGUUUUGAGCUACGGUAUGGCGACUGCGAUUUAUCAGCCAAAGUCCAUGUCACCUUUUUCAUUGUUUUAUUUGUUAAAUAAAAUACAUAUUUCUGUGUGUCAAUUUCGACCAGCCCACCCAAAUAAAAAAUGAUCGCGCCCAUCUGGCAUUUGCCAGAAUUGCCAGAUGGCCGAUCCACCCCUGGAUUAAACAUGCUAUAAAAUCAAUUGACCAAGUAGAGAACAUAAAUCAUUACUAUGUAGAAUUGCAGGAAAUUUGUUUUAAAACAGACAUAAAAUCAAGCUUUUGGUGUGGUGUAUUCAUGCAGCUCAAUAAACUACAACCUAAAUGCAUUAUUACCUCCACUUGGCCCAAUUCAGAUUUCCAAUUGCCCACCCUGACAUACCAAGCUAUGUAGGCUAAAUAUCCCAAGCAGCCCUACAGCAACUUCCAGAGAGAAUCAGGCUCCUUGGGCUUUGCGGUGGCCACCCUGGUUUGGGUGUCCUCUGCAGAACAGUGUCACCGUAACCAAGUGGUCACAUAUCGUUCUGGGUUCCGCUGCGCAAAAGGGGUCCGUGGAGUUUUAUGAACAUCAAGGCAGACACAUAGUAUUUUUUUUUCAACGUUCUGAUUGGCCAAAGUGGUCAAGCCUCCGCAGUGCACACACGUAGCCUAUAGUUCAUCAUUCUCACCACCGCCAGAGAGAAGACAGUGAAGAAACCACCAUUUACCUACCUCUAGGCUAAUAUUUGGUUUGUCAUUCUAUCGCUUUUAAUUGAAUUUUUGUGGUAAUUAAAUAGAAUUUAUUUAGAAUUUAUCAGAAUGAAUUUUCCAGAAAUAUACUGAACAAAAAUAUAAACACAACAUGCAACAAUUUCAAAAAUUUUACUGAGUUACAGGUAAUAUAAGGAAAUCAGUCAAUUGAAAUAAAUUCAUUAGGCCCUAAUCUGUGGAUUUCACACUGGGAAUACGCUGUCGUACACGUCAAUCCAGAGCAUCCCAAACUUGUUCAAUGUGUGACAGGUCUGGUGAGUAUGUAGGCCAGGGAAGAGCUGGGACAUUUUCAGCUUCCAGGAAUUGUGUACAGAUCCUUGCAACAUGGGGCCGUGCGUCAUCAUGCUGAAACAUGAGGUGAUGGCGGCGGAUGAAUGUCACGACAAUGGGCCUCAGGAUCUAGUAACGGUAUCUCUGUGCAUUCAAACUGCCAUCGAUAAAAUGCAAUUGUGUUCGUUGUCCGUAACUUAUGCCUGCCCAUACCAUAACCCCAUCACCAUCAUGGGGCACUCUGUUCACAACGUUGACAUCAGCAAACCGCUCGCCCACACAAGGCCAUACAUGUGGUUUGCAGUUGUGAGGCCGGUUGGACGUAGUGCCAAAUUCUCUAAAACGACGUUGGAGGCGGCUUAUGGUAGAGAAAUUAACAUUUAAUUAUCUGGCAACAGCUCUGGUGGGCAUUCCUGCAGUCAGCAUGCCAAUUGCAGGCUCCCUCAAAACUUGAGACAUCUGUGGCAUUUUAGAGUUGCCUUUUAUUGUCCCCAGCACAAGGUGCACCUGUGUAAUUAUUAUUCUAUUUAAUCAGCUUCUUGAUAUGCCACACCUGUCAGGUGGAUGGAUAUCUUGGCAAAGGAGAAAUGCUCACUAACAAGGGAUGUAAACAAAAAAUGUGUGCCCCAAAUGUGAGAGAAAUAAGAAUAUUGUGCCUAUGAAACAUUUUUCAUCUUUUAUUUUAGCUCAUGAAACAUGGGACCAACACUUUACAUGUUGCGUUUAUAAUUUUGUUCAGUGUAUUUUAUCAGCUCUGCGUUUUCUCAAAUUGCCACUCCUCCGCGCUCCGGCAGCACUACACCCCUGGAAUUCACAUGGAUUAGUCCACAUGGAUUUUAGCUGCUCAAGGUCAAGAUGAAAAGUUUUGUUGUCCAUUUUAAAUGGAAUACUUUGUCUGGUUUACAUUACACCACAGGAGGUUGGUGGCACCUUAAUUAGGGAGGACGGGCUCAUGGUAAUGGCUGGAGUGGAAUAAGUGGAAUUGUAUCAAAUACAUCAAACACAUGGUUUCCAUGUGUUUGAUGCCAUUCCAUUAGCUCCAUUCCAGCCAUUAUUAUGUGCCGUUCUCCCCUCAGCAGCCUCCACUGCAUUACACGCCUCAGUCCCAUACAGUACAUACCAGGACAACAGAGCAGAUCUACUGUACGUAGGUUCUAGCAAGUGUAAUUCUAUGGUGUGGGUCCCUUGGGAGGUCCCUGUGUCGUUGGGAACUCUCGGCUCUUGUUAGCCACUGCAUGACUCCAGUCUUUGAUCAGCUCAGCUGACUCUUUUAAGCUCAGCUUAGCACUGGAACGGUCUGGAAAAUCUGGGGAGAUGGGAGAGAGGGAUGGGAGACAGGCUUGGGAAAGAGGGGUGGGUUUGUGGAGAAGAAUAGAGAGGUGGGGAGAGGCUGAGAGGUUAGAGUGGCGAGGAAACUAACAUGGGGUAGGGGUUGAAGAUGGAAAGAAGGUUGAGAGGGGAGUGACAUAGAGGGAGAGGGGUGGGGGGUUCAGAGGGGUGAGGGAGGGAGAGCAGGAUGCGUGCUGGGAAGUGAGAGAUGUAGAGGAGAUCGAGAGAGAGGUGAGGGGUGAGAUGGUGGGAGGGGUGAGGGGUAGAGGGGUGAGGUAGAGGGAGAAGAGAGGGGUGGAAAAAGCAAGGGAACUCAUUCACCCAUGUCUCCCCAUGGUGUACAGUGCACUCACGCGCUUCCAGCCCCCCAACCAGUCCAACGGUUAAACUAAAGAGGGAUGUGAUAUGGAAGGUCAGCUACAGAAAGUUUGCUAGGAUGAGAGAACUAUUCUAAGUAGUAAGGUAAAAACAAAAAGAUAAGAGUAAGGGAACGGUGUGGGUUCCAGUUGACAUAGUAUUUGCAGCUGUGGUCAGAAAGACCCAUACAACAACAGUUUAGAAUACUGACUGUACUGUUAUGACCUAAAGCCCACCCAAUCAGACUUCUCAGACAGGGCAGAUGACAACAUUAUCAAGACAAUCAGAGCUUUAAUCAAAAACAGAAUGUCCAACAACCACUCAAGUCUCACAUUGCUGAUGAUUAGUUAAGUGAGAGGUCCAAACUAAAGCCCUAGUCCUUCACUUCAGUCCACUAGCUUCAUCUCACUGCACUUGUUGCUGCUCUUCACAUUAGUGGAGGGAAACAAUGUUGACCUGGUGAAUGAACAGAGCCAACAACAGUCUCUUCAGAGCUACUUGACUACACUAUGCUCUUCCGCUAGCAGAGGAGAGGAGGCCUCCUCAGGACACAAUCAUACAUUAUUCAUCACGGGCCUCAAUUAGGAAACUGUUCAUUCAAAUAGUGCUCAUCUACUCUACUGUAGGUUGUGUGUUCUGAAUAUAAUGUUACAUUCUACAAGUUAAUAACAUGACGCAAAUAUAUUUCAUCAUAAGUAAAGCCAGAUUUCCCUGCUGACUACAUGGCCAUUGCCCUUGUUAUAAGAAUUUCACAAAGUGCGUAGUACAUGUUACACCUUGUUUGUAAACAGCAUUAAUUAACUGGCUGAACGCUGAUACCUACUAGAACUUCAGAGUUGUAGGCCAACCUCAGUAUGGGCCAUGGUUCAAAUUCUAGAACAAAAUGUAAAAUCAACUUGUAAAGACAGCUCUGUUUUUCUACUAUCUCUGAUAGAGAGUUCAGAUAAUCCAAUCAGAAUUACCCCUGACCUAUCCAUAGUAGCUUAACAGCCAGUGGGAAUGACCUGGUCGCACACACACCUCAGGCUAAUUUGAUAGGGCGGUGAUUCUGUAACAUCAUCUGUCUCAUUUUUACAGACACUCUUAUCCAGAACGCCUUACAGGAGCAAUUAGGGCCUUGUUCAACAGAUUUUUCACUUAGUCAGCUCAGGGAUUCGAACCAGCAACCUUUCAGUUACUGAUCCAAUGCUCUUAAACGCUUGGCUACCUGCCGCCCCAUUAGCUGGUUUCCUGUUUAGAAAAAUAAGCUGGGAGAACAGCCUGUCUCCAUCACGUUACAGAUCUAUGUUGGCUGGACAAACAAGCUAACAGUGUGUGACCACAUUACAAGCUUUACUUUAAUUGUAAUCAGCUGUAGGCCUAAGGGAAAGGCAUUGGAAAUAUCCAACAAGGUGCUGUUGAUAUCUUGUUCACCAAUUAAAUUGUGUUCUGAAGUAGUUUGUCUAAUAGUAUUGUGUUGUUAAGUUGUUCAACCAAUUUCAUUGCUCUGUCGCAUUGUUCAAACCAAUAGCAAAAUUCCAAAGCUCCUCCUGAGCUGAGCUCUGUUGAAGCCACCUCCCCUUACACUUGUUUUUGCUUUCUUUCAUCUUUUCCCGUAUUUUAUCUCUCUAUUUCUACGCUUCUCUCCGUUUUCUCCCUCAACUGAACUGCUGUCUGACCAAAACUCCCCUGAAUGUCAGGCAGCUAAUUAGGCAGCCGUGAACCUGACCACAGGAACCACAGGCUGGUCACCAUGGUAAUCCUGGAACCCUGGCAGGUCAGGGGUAGUGAGAUGGGGCAGAGGUAUAGAGGAGGAAAGGAAAGAAAGAGCAGAGGGAUAGAGGGGAGAGAGAGGAGUGAAAAGGUAGAGAUGGGGGCUGAUGUAGUUGGAGAGGGGUGAGGUGCUAGAUGUGUUGGGUUGAACUGGAAGGGGAAAGAGUGGGGAGGAGGGAGGUGGAGAAGAUGGUUUGACAAAGGAGAGGAGAAAAGAUGGCGUAAAGGGGUGAUGAGACAGGAGUGGAGGAGAUGGAGAGAAGUUGGAGGAAAUAAGGGAGGCAGGUAGGGACAAGAUAAUUAGGAGAGUGGGGAGAUGAUAAAGGGGGGAGAGAGGAGAACAUAUGGAUGGUAUUCAACAGGGGGCCGAUUCCGACCCGAGUUAAGCGUGCGUAAAUGGAACGUAAUUCCCUUUUUAUGCACCUUUCUCUCUAUGCGUAUUCUGACCUUGAACUUAAGCAUGAGAAUCGCUUGCUAUUCACCUGCUAUUCGUUUUGGGUGGGAUCAAAUAAGUGAAGGUGUGGCGUAGGUGUGUCUACAGAUACACCUUAUUCUGACCUUGACUUAAUUCCCUAAUAAAUCUACCACCAGGAAACCAUGAAUAAGGUCUAGCGAACCUAGCGGUUCCAACUGGAAAAAGCAUCUACUUAAUAUUUUUCUUUACAAAUAACACCAUUCUCCAUGCACUGUAAUUUACAACUUAAUAAGAGCCAUUGAUAAGAGCUAGGGAAAUGAGUAAUCCGUUUGGAUAAGGGAAUUGUAAAUAUAAAUUACACUUGUUUUAGAUAUAUUUACCCUCUAAUGGCUGGAAACAAAUGUGAAACCAGUCAUAUGGCAGCAAACUGAAGCAUAUCAACAUAUCAACUUUCCCACAGUAAAGUUUAUGAAAUGCUGUGCCAUUAUGCAGAAUUGUUAUUGUACGGCCUUUUAACUUGCAGAGAUGGGCACUCUCGAUUGUCUUAAUUAUAGGCUACACUGACUUUCUCUGUUUCCUAUUUCUAUCAUGUUAAAUAUUAGGCACUAUCAGUAUCGACUGUCAGUAGACAUAAUAACAACACAUAUUCAACUGCCAAUUUACUGUUCGUUUCCUUCAGUUGGUAUAGCCUACAUUAUCAUUCCAUUUCAUUCCAUUGUUUCAUUUACAUUAAUUUGCUUCCUCUGUAAACGCCGUCACGGCCAUGUGGUUGUUGCUGAGGAUCAUUAGUAACAGUUGAUAAUAUAAAAAAAGACAUGCAGGCUAAUUAAAUCGUUAUGGAGCAGAGCGCAGACCAAGCCGCAACAGUUUGAACCCAACGCAUGGUGCAAUCCUUGGCUGUGUCAUCACACAGUUCCAUAGUUAGUGCAGGCAAUAGACGAGGGUAUAGCCUACAAUUGUACACUAUUCUCCCUAUUAUAAUUCUAUGUACACUAAUCUUCCAACAUUACCAUGGGUUAAAGAACUGAAUGUGGCAAUUUUCAGAAUGAAUCAAACCACCGUUUUCUUUCUUUCGUGCGUAAAGGCUCUCCAAACCUGUUUUCUAUGAUUCAUAAAUACUUUCCUAACCCUAAAUUAUCUACUAAAUCAGAUUAUUUUUGAUGAAACCAAGAAGAGUAUGCAUGUAUUUAGAAGGCUUUCUAGCAUUGAUCCCUAACAUUCUGAAUACGUUCUCUCGAUAUAUUCUAUUGAGUCUGUCCACAAAAUUUGAACUAGAAGUUACACCGUAUUUAAAGUGAUGGCUUAAGAUAAAUGUACUGAAAACACUAUUGAAUGAAAACUCCAAGAGAAAAUCUGUUGGUCAGCAAGUGGGAAGGUUUUCAGCGGUUGAAUGAAAUGUAUUCAGCGCUCGCAAGAGAACCAUGCCUGCAAAGCCCGUUACGCACCUUAAUAAAGUAAGUCUGAAUACCAACUACUGAGAAGUGCAUAGGAAAGGCGUGCGAAAGAAAGGCGUAAUUUCCUAUGUUGGAAUCGGGGCCCAGGUGAAGAAGGUCAAGGGAAAACAGUGACACUUAUUGCGAAAUGAAUGACCACCUAUUCUUCAAAGAAAAACACAACUAAUUUCUGUCAUAAAAAGUCAGCCUCCCGCAAAGUCCCAUAAUGGGUGUGAACACCCAGAGGUCUCACAGUAGCAUCACCCAUAUAUCAAAAACAAAAAUAUGUGAAGACAUGUUCAGGUUGUGUGUUAUGAGGUAUAAGGUAAUAGGUCAUGAGGGAGAGGGAGAGAGACAGAUGGUCUAGAGAGCUGAAAGAGAGAUUGAAAAUGAGAGAGGGGGUGGGGGGAGCGAGAGAGGGAUGAUCAGGGGGCCAAGGAAAAGGAAGAAAAGAGAGAGUGGGGUGAGAGGGUGUGUGUCCAUUCAAAGCUGCACACUUCAGUGGCUAGACUCAAAUGUAAACAUGGGGUAAGAAGAACAGGAAGGGGUGUGUGUGUGUGAGUGUGUGUGUGAGUGAGUAUAUGUUUGGGGUACAGCUGGUCUUGUGGUCAAGUUCAUGACUAUCUGGGUGAUUAACUCCUCCCCACUGUGGGACCAACCAUUCCCCAUGGCCCCAGCCUGUCUCAAUGACCCCUGAGUCUUUUAUAAGUUGGUAAGAGGGUGUGUGUGUGUGUGUGUGUGUGUGUGGAUAUAGGGACAGUGUUUUGUGUGUGAGUGGGGGGAUCAUAUGUGUGUGUAAUGGAGGGGAUGUGAGAUUUCUCUUAGAGAUUAGAUUUUUUACAAAUGUUUCCUAGACAGUGUGUAGACCAGGGUUGCCCAACCCUGUUCCUGGAGAGCUACCCUCCUGUAGGUUUUCGCUCCAACCCCAGGUGUUACUAACCUGAUUCACCUUAUCAACCUGCUAAUUAUUAGAAUCAGGUUUGCUAGAUUAGUGUUUGAGCAAACAUGUACAGGACGGUAGCUCUCCAGGAACAGGGUUGGGCUGUCCUGGUGUAGACCAUCUAAUUGGCAGUAACAGUGUGUAUUGGAUUCAAAUUAACUAUGUUGAAUUGAAUAACACAAUUCCAAAGGCAAACCUCAGUACUGACAUUCAGACACACACAUGUCCUCAUGUGCCCGAAAGUCCCAAUUCAUGUUUAAAAAUGCAAUCUGCAACCUCUACCUAGACUAAAGUGUUAGACACACAGUACUGGACUUGGUCUCCAAUGCUAGAUUAGAUUAGAUAUUUCUUUAUUGUUUGAUUUUCACAGAUAUUUGCUUUACGUACAAGAAAAUGCACUGUGAUAUGGUGAGAGACAUGGCAUAGGCCAGACAUAACAUCAAACAUACACAUUCAUGAAAAAAACAAGAAUGACAGCUUAAGAACUCUUACUCCUCCCUUCCACGUUACAUAGCUGUCUGUCCUAUACUCAAUGUUACACAUCCCCUUAAUGUCCAAGGUCCCUGAGCGUUGCACAUAAUGUUAUUGCACAACCCUAUACUUUCCAUGUCCAUGAUACCAUGAAUAUUUUACACAGUUAGUUAUAUUUCACUUAUCACUUUUCACUAUUGCCCAUUCCCGAAUGAGUGAAUCUUUCCCCAUGUCCCUAAUGUCCUCCUUAUUUGUUCAUAAGGGUCAGUGCGUGUGGCACAAACAAGUUUUUGUACCUGACCAGUUUGCACAGGGGGAGUCUGUAGCACUUCCUGGAUGACAGGAGCACAAACUCUGAGUUGAGCACAUGGGAGGGGUCCUCAGCUAUUUUAUUUGCCAUCCUUAUAAUGUUUGUGUGGUAGCUGUCCAGAAAGGUUUUGUUGGUGGGCUUGCCAACUAUUAAAUGUUAGGCAGUUUUCAGCAGACUUGUCACCCUGGCUUUUGCCUGUACUGUGACACUGUUGUACCAAGCAGUGAUGCAGUACUGCAAAACACGCUGGACAGUGGAGCAGAAGAACAAGUGCUAG